AGAAGCAGAAGGAGAAAGAAAACUGAAAUUAAAGCACCUAGCUCACUGAAUUAAGCAGGGAUAGUGAGACACAGAGAUCGGAGGAGUUUUGAGCUUAACCCUAAUUUGUGACGCUCCUUAACACCAACAUUGCAUUGUUGUAGAGACUAGAGAGAGAAGGGGCUAUGGGGAAGAUGAUGCUGUGCACGCUGGGCAUCUCCCUCUGCUUGUUCUCCAUCAUACCUUCCGCCUUCGGAAUCUGGCUCACCUUGCCGUCUUCUGGCACCAAAUGCGUCUCCGAAGAAAUCCAAACCAACGUCGUCGUUUUAACCGAUUACAUCGUCAUUCCCGAUGGCUCUUCCCUUCAACCCUCCAUCGGUGUCAAGGUGACAUCACCAUAUGGAAACAAUCUUUAUUACAAGGAGAAUACAACACAUGGUAAUUUUGCAUUUACAACUCAAGAAACUGGGAACUACCUCGCAUGUUUCUGGAUUGAUCCCCAUUAUCAGGGAGCUAAAGAGGUCAGUGUGAGUCUUGAUUGGAAAACUGGAAUUGCAGCCAAGGAUUGGGAGUCGGUUGCCAGAAAAGAGAAGAUUGAGGGAGUUGAACUUGAGCUGAGAAAGCUAGAAGGAGCAGUAGAGGCCAUCCAUGAGAAUUUGCUUUAUUUGAAGGGCAGGGAAGCAGAGAUGAGGGCUGUGAGUGAAAGAACGAAUGCCAGGGUGGCAUGGUUUAGUAUAAUGUCCUUGGGCAUCUGCAUCGGAGUUUCGGGUUUGCAAUUGUGGCAUUUGAAGAGAUUCUUCCAGAAGAAGAAGCUAAUCUAAACUGUGCUAGUGUUAGCUUAAUAUCAUUAGUGAAACAAAGAAAGGUAUAAUAAUAUAUAAGCGUUUCCAUCAAGUAUACUCACAAGUUGUAGCUGGAAAGAUUUUGAUAACAUAUGUAGCGUUUCCAGAUCUUCUUAUACACAAGUUCCUUUUUUAUUUUCAAAAUUAAUGCUUUAUGCUAUAUGAAUAUGAUAUAAUUAUACUGGAUUAUGUUACAUGAUAUGGUUUAUGAGAACUGUUAGACAGAAGGGAAAUAACACAGCACAAACCCUUUAAGGGUCAGAGUGAGAGCAUGACAACAAUUGCAGACUUCACUCUUGUUGAACCUCAUUACUAUGAUGCUAACCUUGUAGAUGGAUUCAAUUUGCCUAUAGCAAUAGCAGUGAAAGUGAAACCUGUUAAUGGCACUGGAAAUUGCUUUGAGGCAGAGUUGGCUGGCAUUAGAGGCAGAGCAUUGUAUUGAUUAAACAAAAAAUAUUACAGGGCCACCAAAAAUCAGUUACCAAAUAUUUUUGUCUAUAUACAUAUGUUGUUUUAUACGUUUUUAAUGUAUAUUUUGUAUUGCGCCAUGUAUUUUAUAC
Messenger RNA from Arachis stenosperma, 1381 nucleotides. RefSeq names its product transmembrane emp24 domain-containing protein p24delta4-like. Gene Ontology annotation, biological process: endoplasmic reticulum to Golgi vesicle-mediated transport; Golgi organization; intracellular protein transport. Gene Ontology annotation, cellular component: Golgi apparatus; endoplasmic reticulum; COPII-coated ER to Golgi transport vesicle. The transcript is spliced from 4 exons. The coding region runs from base 165 to 800 and encodes 211 amino acids. The record is from RefSeq and is a predicted model, not a curated record. Lineage: Eukaryota; Viridiplantae; Streptophyta; Magnoliopsida; Fabales; Fabaceae.